This is a messenger RNA of Gorilla gorilla gorilla (western lowland gorilla), 4324 nucleotides long. RefSeq names its product poly(A) polymerase beta (gene PAPOLB). Lineage: Eukaryota; Metazoa; Chordata; Mammalia; Primates; Hominidae. The record is from RefSeq and is a predicted model, not a curated record. Gene Ontology annotation, cellular component: nucleus. The transcript has a single exon. Gene Ontology annotation, biological process: RNA 3'-end processing. Bases 223 to 2136 code for a protein of 637 amino acids. Gene Ontology annotation, molecular function: RNA binding; poly(A) RNA polymerase activity.
UAGGUUCUGGAACGCAGCCGCUGAGGGGUCUGGCGCCAUGUUGGGGCUGAGGGGAAGGAGGAGAAGCUCCUGAAGCGGCGGGCGCGCAGCGGGAGCGGGAGUGGGGUCGGACCAGGGCAGCUAGAAGCCCUGCCCUUCCCGCCUCAGCGAAUCAUGACCCGGGCGGCGGCCGCGAAGGUCGCGGUGGUGGGGGACGUGCCCUGGCGGGGCGGGCGCUGAAAGAUGAUGCCGUUUCCGGUGACAACCCAGGGACCACCGCAGCCGGCGCCGCUGCCGAAGCGCUACGGCGUCUCCUCGCCUAUCAGUCUAGCGGUCCCCAAGGAGACGGACUGCCUCCUCACCCGGAGGCUAAUAGAAACCCUCAGGCCCUUCGGGGUCUUCGAAGAGGAAGAGGAACUGCAGCGCAGGAUUUUAGUUUUGGAAAAAUUAAAUAAUCUGGUAAAGGAAUGGAUACGCGAAAUGAGUGAAAGCAAGAGUCUUCCCCAGUCUGUAAUUGAAAACGUUGGAGGAAAGAUUUUUACGUUUGGCUCUUACAGAUUAGGAGUACAUACGAAAGGCGCAGAUAUUGACGCCUUGUGCGUUGCGCCAAGUCAUGUGGAUCGAAGCGACUUUUUCGCCUCAUUCUAUGCUAAACUGAAACUACAGGAGGAAGUGAAAGACUUAAGGGCUGUUGAGGAGGCAUUUGUGCCAGUUAUCAAACUGUGUUUUGAUGGGAUAGAGAUUGAUAUUUUAUUUGCAAGAUUAGCACUACAGACUAUUCCAGAAGAUUUGGACCUAAGAGAUGACAGUCUACUUAAAAAUUUAGACAUUAGAUGCAUAAGAAGCCUUAAUGGUUGCCGGGUAACCGAUGAAAUUUUACAUCUAGUGCCAAACAUUGACAACUUCAGGUUGACCCUGAGAGCCAUCAAACUGUGGGCCAAGUGCCACAAUAUCUAUUCCAAUAUAUUAGGUUUCCUCGGAGGUGUUUCCUGGGCCAUGCUAGUAGCAAGAACUUGUCAGCUUUAUCCAAAUGCAGUAGCGUCAACUCUUGUACGGAAAUUCUUCUUGGUGUUUUCAGAAUGGGAAUGGCCAAACCCAGUGUUACUGAAGGAGCCUGAAGAACGGAAUCUUAAUUUGCCUGUCUGGGACCCAAGAGUAAAUCCCAGCGAUAGGUACCAUCUUAUGCCUAUCAUCACACCAGCAUACCCACAGCAGAACUCCACAUACAACGUGUCUAUUUCAACCAGGAUGGUCAUGAUUGAGGAGUUUAAACAGGGGCUUGCUAUCACACACGAGAUUUUGCUAAGUAAGGCAGAGUGGUCCAAACUCUUUGAAGCUCCAAGCUUCUUUCAAAAGUACAAGCAUUAUAUUGUACUUCUGGCAAGUGCAUCAACAGAAAAACAACAUUUAGAAUGGGUGGGCUUGGUGGAAUCAAAGAUCCGAAUCCUGGUUGGGAGCUUGGAGAAGAAUGAAUUUAUUACACUGGCACAUGUGAAUCCACAGUCAUUUCCAGCACCCAAAGAAAAUCCUGAUAUGGAAGAAUUUCGUACAAUGUGGGUGAUUGGGUUAGGGCUAAAAAAGCCAGAAAACUCUGAAAUUCUCAGCAUUGAUCUCACCUAUGAUAUCCAGUCUUUCACAGAUACUGUUUAUAGGCAAGCAGUGAAUAGUAAGAUGUUUGAGAUGGGUAUGAAAAUUACUGCAAUGCAUUUAAGAAGAAAGGAACUUCACCAGCUGCUGCCUCAUCAUGUGCUUCAGGACAAGAAAGCACACUCACCAGAAGGUAGAAGAUUGACAGAUUUGAAUGACAGCAGCUUUGACUUGUCUGCAGGCUGUGAAAACAGCAUGUCUGUGCCUUCAUCUACUAGCACUAUGAAGACAGGCCCAUUGAUUAGCAGUUCUCAGGGUAGAAACAGUCCUGCCUUGGCUGUAAUGACAGCAUCUGUGGCUGACAUACAGGCUACUGAAAUGUCCUUGCAACAGGUGAAUACCAAUGAAAGUUCAGGGGUUGCAUUAAACGAAAGUAUUCCUCACGCUGUCUCUCAGCCUGCCAUUUCUCCAUCACCAAAGGCCAUGGUCGCCAGAGUUGUUUCUUCAACAUGUCUCAUAAGCCAUCCAGACCUUCAGGAAACUCAGCAACAAACAUAUCUAAUCCUAUAGUUGGAGUCUAGAGGAUAUUCUUGCCUCAUAAAGAAGAAAGGACCAAGAAAACCAAAACGGAAGAGGAGAAACUUAAUACAAAGACAAGUACAACUCCAUCAGAAAAAUUCAGACAGCAUCUUCUCUAUUGGCCUCUCAGGGAACAUCAGUAUAGAUCUUUCCGGUAUCCCUGUUCUCCCUGCAAAUCCAAUUCCUGUUAUCAAGAAUUCAGUAAAACAGGUUGAAUGGUUAAAAACAACCUCAAGGGUCCAUGAACAAUAUCUGCCAACUCAACCUGUUGUCUUCAAAUACUAAAGAAGGAGAAUGAGGGGUACGGGACUAGAUAUGACUUGAAAUAGAUUGAGGCUCAUUUGGUAACUUCCUUUACUGAGCCAGUCUUGAUCAGAAGUCCACAUUAGUAUGUGACAGCUAGAGGUACUGUUAUUAAUGUGUCAGCAACAGUUACAUUAACUAUUUCAAAGGACUAGUGCCCUUAAAAUGAAAAAACCUUUCAGCUAUAUUUGUACCCGUGACUGACAUCUGGACUGGAUUUAUGCUUGAUGCAUUGUUGGGAAAAUAUGCAAUACAAACUGGUAUCAGAAUUCCUUAUACUGAUGAGGCACUUUAUAUUUUUUAUUAGAAAGUAGAACUAAUUUUAGAUUUUUCAAAUUGGUGAAUUUUAUUUUUCCCUGAAGAGGUUUCUUCACUAUUAAUCUUAAAAUUGGAUACCAUUGUGCAGUGGUGUACUAUACUUCAGAGAAAGCAUAAAAGUACAUCUAGCUCAGUCCCUAUGAGGUAGCUGUAACCCUUUAAAAUGAAAUGUCAACUUUAAGGUAGGUUUUUGACAUCAAAACAACCAUUAGUAGGUCUUUGGUUUUGAUGGCACACUAUGGAGAAAGGACACACUGGUUUUAAUCUGUAGAACUGUUUUAGAGAGUAAUCAGCAAUCAAACAUUUUCUUUGAGCUAUCAAAGCUCCAUAUUCUCUUGUCCUCAAUCAUUAGUCCUAAAACAAAAAAGCUUUUUGCAUCCCUCUCUUCUCUUUGUUUGUAUGCACACAGUAUGCUUAUGUGUCAUUUCACAAGAAAAAAGGAAUAAUAUUCUCUAAACCAUGAUGUGAAACUGACAAUCCUGUGGCCACAUGGCACAAAACACCAAAUAUUGGUUAUGACGAAACACCACAUUUUAGCAAAACUUUACUAAAUGUAAUGUCUAUGAGAUAUGUUUCUGAUCUUGGAUGACCAUUUGAUCGCUGCAUAUGAGAAGUUUUGUUCAUUCCACAGAAUACCUCCUUAUAGGAAAGUUAAUUUCCAAUUGCACACGUAAGCAAAAAGGCAUUUUCUUCAAGAAUUUUAAACACUUUUAUUUUUAAACGAUUUAUCAAAAUUCAUCUCUAAAUUUUACAUGUAGAAACAUAAAAAAGUAAUUUCUAGCAAGCACUUGACAUCUUACUGGCUUUCUGCUCUUUUAGUCUACAAAAGAUCAGCAAUACUUUAAGUUAAAAAAAAGAUCUCAUAAUUAAGCAGUAGAGCAUCUAUGAUUAGGAAAUGUGAGGGGCAACAGAUGUGAAUGAAUGAAAGUUGAGUCUUUCUUAAUCUAGACAGCAAACUUAACAGGCUUUCCAAUUAGCCUCGCUUUAACCCCUCCCGUCCCCCCUCUAACUCUGCACUUUUCAUGUUAAACUGCAAUUACUUAAACUCUUUUCUUGUCCUUCUGCAUUAAUUUUCCAAAAUUGGAAUAUAGUCAUGUCCUUUUAGGCUGUAGAGACUUUUCUUUCACCAUUACUUUCUGAUAUCUAGUAUACAGUAUUUCUUUUUCUCACAUCUUUGCCCUUUCACCACAAUAAUAAAUCAGGUGAAGUGUGCACAAUAUCUGUAUUUUGAAUGGCUAUGGCGUUAGGUUGAAAUGGCCAGGCACAAAUUUAGUCUGGUCAUUUUGUUUACACAUUGGGAAAAAAAUUAGUUUAUUAAACAUUACCUGUAACUGUGUCUGUUUUACCAAGCUGGAACCUUGGGACUUUUUAUUUCUAAUUUUUAUUACCUGAAUGUCAGACCAUUUUUUCAUGUGAUGUACCUAGUGAGUGGAGUUUGCUUUGUUUUAUGGUAUCUAUACUCCUGGUAUAUUCAAGCACUGUUUUGAAAACAGAUGACUUAUUUCUCCAUUAAAAAUGCAAUAAAAAUAAAUGGCAAACAAGCAAAGUGAAACUAAAA